Molecule: messenger RNA, 1234 nt
Organism: Oryza brachyantha (malo sina)
Lineage: Eukaryota; Viridiplantae; Streptophyta; Magnoliopsida; Poales; Poaceae
Product: histone deacetylase HDT2-like
Exons: 10
Coding region: 71-979 (302 amino acids)
Source: RefSeq, a predicted model, not a curated record
CCUCGCUUAAACCCUAGCUCCGCCUCCUGCAAAUUUCCUAGGGUUUUUUCCGCCGCCGCCGCCCAUUCCGAUGGAGUUCUGGGGUCUUGAGGUCAAGCCUGGGCAGACUGUCAAAUGUGAGCCUGAAGAUGACCGCUUUUUGCACCUUUCUCAGGCUGCUCUUGGAGAAUCAAAGAAAGGAUCUGAUAAUGCUGUGAUGUAUGUUAAGACUGAUGAUCAAAAGCUAGUCAUUGGAACCCUCUCAGCUGACAAGUUCCCUCAAAUCCAAUUUGAUUUGGUCUUUGAGAAAGAGUUUGAACUGUCACACACCUCAAAGACUGCCAGUGUGUUCUUUUCUGGCUACAAAGUUUCCCAGCCACCUGAGGAAGAUGAGAUGGAUUUUGAUUCUGAAGAAGUUGAAGAUGAAGAGGAGGAAGAAAAAAUCAUUCCAGUGCCCAAGGCAAAUGGCAAGGUGCAAGGUAUGGAAAAUGUGCAGAAAAAAGGCAAGACAAUUCCUUCUGCUUCAAAAUCAAAGGCUGUGGUGAAUGACGAUGAUGACGAUGAUGAAACUGAUGAGGAUGAUUCUGGGGAUGAAGGACUUUCUCCUGAGGAUGAUGAUGACGAUGAUUCUUCUGAUGAUGAUUCCAGUGAAGAUGAUGAGGAUGAGAGUGACGAAGAAGAAACUCCCAAGAAGUGUGAUGUGGUGCAGCCAGAGACUGGAAAGAAGAGAGCAGCUGAAAUUGUGUUGAAGACACCUGCAUCUGAUAAGAAAGCAAAGAUUGCUACACCAUCAGGCCAGAAGACGGGCGACAAGAAGGGUGUCCAUGUAGCAACUCCACAUCCGGCAAAGCAAGCAAGCAAGACCCCUGUGAAUGAUAAGGCAAAGGAGAAGUCCCCCAAAUCCGGCGGUGGGUCAGUUUCUUGCAAAUCUUGCAACAAGACAUUCAACAGUGAUAUGGCUCUGCAAUCUCACUCGAAGGCCAAACAUCCUACCAAGUGAAGAAUGAGACAAUGGAGGGCCGAGAUGAGAAAUAUUGGUGUCGUUUGCGAUGGUUGCCCCUCCUGUCAGUGUCCUAUGUCCGAACUUUCUUAAGUCUGAAAUGAAAUACUGCAAACUUUAUGGUGUUAUUAUUAUUGUCGUGACAUGGUUUAUGUGCUUAGUCUAGAGAAAAUCUGUGGUGCGAAACGGAGUUGGGCAAGGCCCAGUGAAGUGAUUGGUCUAUUUUGGAUGGAAUUACUGCUCUUUCUUGUUAUA